CCGCUGUUGUUCUCGCGCCCGCGCGCGCAGGCCGCGUAAUCUUCCUCGCUCUGCCGCCCGUAUGUCGUCGCUUUAAUUGCGGCUACUCAGCAAUAGGGCAAAACUCGGCGACUGUGUGCGAUGCUCGGGCCGGAAAGAGAGUCGGGCGCGUAGUAUCGAGUGGGGCGGCAGACGCGACACGCACCCCGCGGCGGCGGCGGCGAGAAGCGGGCGCGAGCGCCAAUCACUGACCUAGACCCGGGUGACGUCACCGGCGCGCUCCCCUCGCGGCACUACGGCAGCGGCAGCGGCGGGCAGUCGGCGGUCGCCGGGGGAUGUGUUGUGAGGUGUUGCGCGUCGGAGGCGACGUCGGCGGUGUGUGCGGCAGCGUCGACACAGCCGUGGGCGGCGUGGCAGGCGGCGGCAGCAGCCGAGACCCGCACAGGGGAGGAGGCGGGUCCCGCCCCCAGGCGCCGCAGCCCCUCGCCGGCCUGCACAGUAAGUCGCGUGCGCCGCCCCUAUGUGGCCACGUAGCCGCUGAGGCCGCCCCCGAGGACUCCGCCGCCGCCAGCGCCUCCGCCCCCAGCGCCGCCCCCGCCAUGGGGCCCAGCAGCUGCAGCUCCGGCAGCGCCGGCGCCGGCGACGCCAGCCCGCUCACCACCAGCAGCAACAACAACAACAACAACGACGGCGAGAGCAGCAACAAGAACCCGCUGGAGGCGGGCGGCCCCGUGCAGGGCUUCUACCGCGACGCGUGCGUGCUGGUGACGGGCGCCACCGGCUUCGUGGGCAAGGCGCUGGUCGAGAAGCUGCUGCGCUGCUGCCCCGACAUCGCCACCGUCUUCCUGCUCAUCCGGCCCAAGCGCGGCCUCGACGUCGACUCUCGCCACCACGAGCUGCUCAAGCACCCGGUGUUCGAGCGCGUGCGCCAGGAGUGCCCGUCGGCGUUCCAGAAGGUGGUGAGCGUGGGCGGCGACGUGACGGAGCCGCAGCUGGGGCUGAGCGCGGCCGACCGCCAGCGCCUCGCCGCCUGCGUCAACGUCGUCUUCCACUCGGCCGCCACCGUCCGCUUCAACGAGAAGCUCAAGGCCGCCGUCACGCUCAACACCCUGGGCACGCAGCGCGUCAUCGAGCUGUGCCGCGAGAUGCGCCAGCUGCAGGCAUUCGUGCACGUGUCGACGGCAUACUCAAAUGCGGACCGGCGGGAGGUGCGCGAGGUGGUGUACCGGCCGCCGGCGGACCCGGCGCGCGUCAUCCAGUGCUGCGAUGCGCUCAGCGACGACGCACUCGACGUCGUGUCGCAGUACCUGCAGGGCCGCCACCCCAACACCUACACGCUGACCAAGGCCAUGGCCGAGUGGGUCGUCGCAGAGCAGGCGGGCGAGAUACCCGCAGCCAUCGUCCGGCCGUCCAUCGUUACAGCAGCUUGGCGUGAACCUUUCCCUGGAUGGGUUGACAAUGUCUGUGGCAUCACAGGAAUCAUGAUGGAGAUAGGACGCGGCACCAUUCGCAGCAUCAUAUGUGACCAGACACUUAUCAUGGACCUGAUACCUGUCGACUACGUCGUCAACACAUUGAUUGCUGUCGCUUGGCACACAGCGACAUACAGACCCAACACAGUCAGAGUCUACAACUGCACAUCAGGAAUGAGGAACCCUGUCCAGUGGGCUGAGUUUGGAAGGCUGACACAGAAACACGCCUGCACAUCACCUACACGACACGUUAUGUGGUACCCUGGAUUUACCUUCAGAACAAACAGGCUGAUGCACAAGAUAUGUGAGGCACUUUUCCAUAUUGUGCCUGCCUUUGUUGUCGACAUGGUUCUGCGACUACAAGGAGCCAAACCAAUCAUGAUGAAGAUUUCGAAGCGAUUUCAAAUGGCUGCUAAGACUGGUGAAUUUUUUGCCCUGCACGAGUGGAAAUUUCAUAGUGAUAAUUUGAUGGCAUUAAUGGAAGACGCCCAGGACAAAGCAUUAUUUGAUGUGGACAUUUCUGAGCUAGAUUGGGACCAAUAUGUCAGACAAUAUAUGCUAGGAAUACGGAAAUUUAUCCUGAAAGAUUCUGCAGACACUAUACCUGGAGCACGGCGAAAACUUCAGAAGUUGUACUGGGCUCAUCGCAUUACUCAGGUGCUAACUUUUGUGUUUCUGCUGAAGAUUGUUAAACUGAGGUGAUUGUAAGGCACUUUACAAGUUAUCAGUGACAAUGAAUAAUCCUGGUUGUUACUUGGAAAGUUUGCAAAACUUGUCUACAAGGAACACUGCAUAUUUUGUCUUUUUCGGAUGAUGUUCCAGGACAUGUAAUACGGAGGAAAAUUCUGUUAAACUAGAAUGUGAGUGAAGGAUAUGCACAUUCAAAGAAGGCCAGUUGCAUUUCUGACAGGAAAUUGUCGUGGAAUUCUGAAUUCUCUGGUUGUUUUGCUAAAAUAUAUUUUAAAUGCUCUGGUUAUCAGACCAGUUUUGUAUGAAAUAGAAACAAAAUUCUAGGCCAAUCACUCUCAGUGAAAUAAGAAAAUUGUGGUUUUUAUUCUCAUUUAUUAUGCUGCAAAGUGUAUUUUUGCACAGGGAGGAUUCCUCAGUAUGUCAACAUCAAAAAUCAGAAUGUGACAGCCCAACCCUCAGUUUUCAACAAACAGUGUGUCUGUAAGAGCUGUGCCCUUCCAGAGGUAGUCAUUGGAAAAUUUAAAAAAAAAUCUUUUGAAGAUUAAAUAGGAUGUACUGUCUAAAAAGUGCUUAGUUUUAUUUUGUGUUACUCUAUAAAUCUGUGUGUGCUUCUUUUAAGUUUAUACAUUUUGUCUUACAAUGUGUACUGAAAAUAUAAAAUAAAAGUUGUAUAAACAUUUAUUCUAUUGGAGAGGAAUAUUAUCAUGAAUGAGCAUUUCUGAUAAUUCUUAUUGUAACAUUAUGUGUUUUGGGAGAACAGCAGGUGAGAUGGACACAGCAAGAAAUAAGGAAAUAAAGCUGUCAUUGUUCAAAUCCGUCCCAGGCUUUAUCAUAAAUGGGAAAUGGUGGAAUGCAGGUUUUUGUCGUACAGUGAACUCCAGUAGCAUGUAUUUUGUGCAUAUACACUUCAUUCAAACCUGUAAUUAAGCCUAUAUAACCUGUACUGCUUGAAGUUUUCUUUGGCAUAAUUAAUAUGACAUCCAAGAUGCAGUAAAAUAACUGUGAUGUGUUCACUGUUAUUUUGAUUUUCUAAGUUCCUCACUCUUUUUCCAUACUUAUUUUUCUGUAUAUUGACAUAUCACUUUUGUAAGUACUUAAAUGUUACAAUUAUGAUUAAUGCUCAGAGUGUAUGAAGUUCAGUAACUGAUACUAUAAUGGUGAGAAACUCUUUUGCGUUGAGUGUAUUAAAUUUUUCUAAAAAGCAGUCAGUAUAACACAACAAAAGUUGAUUGACUCAUGAUAAUUACUGCUUAUCCACAAAUAAUCCAUCUCUGUUACAUUUUCAUGUUAUUUUUGCCUCAUGAUUUGUCAGAAUGGUGAUCUUAUGUGUCAGGAAAAAGCAGACACUUUCUGUACAACUGUACAGGCCAGUGCUGGUUGAUAUUUGUGGUUUGGUGAAAUAAAUACUGUAGUUAUGCAGGUAGUUAUAAAUGCAUUUUUAGCAUUCAGGGUGAAAUAGUUAGGAGCUGUAGAAUGAGCAUCCUUUCACUUCACUUUCAGGAGCUGAAGCCUGUAGUAUGACAAUGAAAAAAAAAUCAUAAAACUGCAUGCAGGUGGAUUUUCAAUAUCCCACCUGUUACAAGUUUGCUAUGUAAGCGAUCAAGAAAAGUUUUACAGUGUAUAUUGCUGACUGGAUAGGCCAUUAGACUAUUUUCUUCCUUGUAUUUGCAGAAUUUUCUGGUGAAAAUUUAUAUUUUUAGUAAUGACAGUAAGAUGAACAUGACACUGGCACAGGAGGUUUCAGUAAAUACAAUGACUGACAUGUGGAAAGUCCCACACAAAAGGACCUAUGUGUGUCCUAGUGCCUCUUCAUUAAAUAAGUCUCUUUGAAGCUUAUAUAAAAUGAUGUACAGUAUAUAACUUUCAGUUAUUUAUAAUUCUUCAAUAAUUGGUAUAUUUGAAAUGUGAUGUGCCUUUCUCCUAUAUGCUCUUUCAUGUAUGCACAUUUAGCUGUUGUUAUGAAAAAUUUUCUCUAAUUGUUGAGAUAGUAAGCUGUUGACAACUAAUUGUUUCUGUACAAUAUUUGAAAAUAUAUUUCCAUUGGCAAAGAUUACUGUUCCAUACAUGGUUAUUAAGCUAUAUCUUACACUUGUAAUAACUUUUAAAUUUCUGAUUUGUUGUCAUGGACCGUAUUCAGUUACCGUGAGCUGUAUGGAAAAUAGUGUGCAGUCAGUCUUUCAAGUUCUGUAUGAUAUUUGACCAUUAAUAUUUGUUACCUCCAUUUUCAACGUAAUAAAAAAUUUUAUAUGCCUUUUUAGUAAGAUCUGUAUAAUGUAAAAUUAGUAUAUUUUUACAUUAGAUGAGCAACAUUACAGCGAAGAAAGAAUAUUCAUUUUUUUAUUAAAACCAAAUGCUAUGGCAUAUUUGACAUAUAAUUAAAUUUUAUUUGGUAAUUUUUUAAUUUCAUAAAUAGAAUUGGAUCAAUGUUUAGUUCUUUCUUCAGAAGUCAGUGGCUACUUAAUUAAUCACCAGAAUAAAAUAUUAUAUGUUCUCCAGGAUUGUUGAGCACCUUAUUGAUGCAAUAACAUGCAUAAAGCAAAAUUUCGUUUCACACUGAGAAUGAUACUGAUUGAAAUAUUACAUGUGCUGUAUUGUAAGUGAUCUGGCCAGAAAGUGAUAUAAUAGAACAUGUCCAUAUUCUCACAGAGUGUAUAAUUCUGUCUCAAAAAAGUGAAGAAAUUGUUGACUGGUAAUUCACCACUGCACAAAAAUACAAAUAUUUCAUUUUUAUGGCGCUAUGAAGUGUGUGUCUAUUGCCAACAGAAAUUUUCUGCAUAUUUAAAUAUUUAACCCAUUCACUUUUAAAGCAGUUUUUGACCAAUAAGUGUUUAUAAGGGUCUGCUAAGAGGUAAUAAAAGUAUCUUUAGUGUACACAUUUGAGUGGACAAUGUACAUUUACUCAUUAUCUUGAUCAGGCAUUGCAGUUGUGCUGUGGUCACUAAGAAUGUUAAUAUUUAUGAUGACAUAUGUUCUUCAGAGAAAGUUUGAAAAUCUUACUGCUGUUUAUAUUUUACUGUUCUAACGUGGAAGACUGCAGAUGAACACAUGGCGUCUGUGUGUGUGUGUGUGUGUGUGUGUGUGUGUGUGAGAGAGAGAGAGAGAGAGAGAGAGAGAGAGAGAGAGAGAGAGAGAGGGGGGGGGAUUGAAAGGACUAAUAGGUCUUCUAGUCAAUGAAGGUAUGAACAUAGAAAUUUGUCAGUGUGUUUUCCAGUAAUGCUCACUUGUGAAAUAUUACUAAUUUUUGUAAGUGGUGCCAUCACACACAGAGCAGUAUAAGUGAAAACUGUGUGUCACAUAAAAGAACAAAAGCAAUUUUGUUAAUAAUUCACUUAAAAUGCCUGCAUUGUUUGGAGAACACAUCAACACAUACACUUCAUAAUUUUGUUCAUUCCAUAAACAGUUAAGUGUUCAAAAAACUAUUCUGUGCAAUUUAUUUCAAUAGUUCAUUGUAAAUGUCUCUGAAACUUGUAUUUUGACAAAGCAAACACAAAAUUUAAGCAUGGGAGGUACAUAAAAAUAUAAGCAUGGGAAAGUGGUAUCAGUGUAGAUUCUGAACACAUUCAGUAUGUAAAUAUUUGCCAGUUAGACUGAAAAAUGUGUAAAGUUUAGCCUAUUUAAAGUUAUCUUUUAUUGGUUUAUUACAAACAACACACACACACACACACACACACACACACACACACACACGAACUGUCAUGCUGUAUAGCAAGAAGUGGAAGAGUCUAAUCUUUCACUAGAAUCUCACUUUCUUAUGUACAUAUCCCAAUUUUAACUUAUGCUUACUAUAUAAUUUAUUUUAACAUUACUAAUGAGUGAGUCCUGAGAACAGAAACUACUGGAACCACCUAUACAAAGUGAAACUGAUUAUUUACAAGGGAGAGUAUAAGUUAUGUUAUCAGAAUUGCUUGUAGGAAUUUUUAAACUUUGAUCACAAUUUCCUAAAACAGAGACGUGAUCAUCCAAGUAUUUCAGUAUUUUUGAAGUGUCAUGUUAAUACUACAAUUAAAAAGUGAAUAAGGCCUUCUUACACCAUGUAACAAUAGAACAUUAAAUUGCAAAAUAUACUCAGUUUACUUCUGUAUGAGCAUACAGAAAUUUGUGCAGUAUUAUGAAUGAGCAAGUCGUUUAUGAAAAAAAGAGAAACUGUUAUUUUAAUAACAUACAGGAGUAGAAUGAUACAAUGAUUAUUUUACUGUAAAUUUCUUGUAAUUAAAUAUGUAAAACAAAUGUUGCUAGCUACAAAACUGCAUUAAAAUUUUCUUUCAGUAUUUCAUUAAGCAUAAAUAUUUUUAUGACCAUGUAAAAGAAAAACAGAAAAAAGAAAAGCAACUUCAUGGCUUUAAUGCAAAUAUCUUCUGCAGAAGUAUUGUGUAUUCUAUAAUACAGUUACAGCAAAGGAACAGUAUAAAGUGAAUUUUAUGCUUGAAACCAAGGUAAAUUUACAACAUAUUUUUGCUUUGCUGCUUCUCAGUAUAUAAAAGCAAUUUUCUCUGUGAUGAAUGGUUCUGUGUAUUUUAGUUUUUAUUUUGACAGUGUAAAAUUAACCAUAUGUACUAAAAAUUCCAAACAAAAAAUUCACAAUGA
Molecule: messenger RNA, 6725 nt
Organism: Schistocerca nitens (vagrant locust)
Lineage: Eukaryota; Metazoa; Arthropoda; Insecta; Orthoptera; Acrididae
Product: putative fatty acyl-CoA reductase CG5065
Exons: 8
Coding region: 315-2153 (612 amino acids)
Biological process (GO): long-chain fatty-acyl-CoA metabolic process
Cellular component (GO): peroxisome
Molecular function (GO): alcohol-forming very long-chain fatty acyl-CoA reductase (NADP+) activity
Source: RefSeq, a predicted model, not a curated record